UCGUGCAGCUCCCGCCAAGGCUUUCUGUCAACUACGAACUCUCGAUGGAAAAGGUUCCCGGUGGCGCCUGUCAACGACACUGUCGCCGAAAAUCGUCGCGGAUCGGAAACAGAAUUUUCGCUCGGUGACGCGUCGUCGCGCUCCGGGCAUCGACCGCGACUCGCACGUGAUCCGAGAAACCGAAAAAACCGCAUCCCUGCCCUAAUCGAAUUUACACGCGCGUGUGUAUAUACAUAUGUGUGUGUGCGUGCGUGUCGAAUUACCCUGAGAGAAGACCGACUCCAGAGUGACAGUGUGUCGCAACCCCCCUCGGAACGAUCUUCUGCGAGCAACGCAGGAUGCAAACGUAGGAUACGGUGCGUUGGAAAGGUGACGUUCGAAGUGCGAUCUCCUGGAUCGGAUCGAUGGACCGCGCUACGAUCGCGGUGUAGUGGAGCGUGCGGCUCUCGAUCGCGGAUGACAGCUAAGAAUCGCGGUGUCACGUGGUGGUGAAAGUGCGGCACGUGGUUUCCAGUGGAUCCUCGUCUCGAGUCCACUUUCUCUCUCGCUCAUUCUCUCUUUCUCUCUCCUGGCCACCCUCUCCCCCCGAAAAAAUAAUCUAUUUUAUAAUUAAGGCCGGAGCAGGAGCCGGAGAGAUCGGAUAAUUAAGGGGUGGCGCGCGAAAGAAGCGGAGAUGCGGCAAAUCGGCGGACUUAUUUGACGGGCGACGAGCGUCUUCGGGUGGCAACGGGACGGAGGCACUCGCGGAGAUAAUUAAUUCGGGUACUAAUUAGUACCGAGCUGCGAGCGCGCGAGACGAGCUGUGGCGUGGCGUGGCGAGGCGAGGCGAAGCGCGGAGGGCAGGACAAAUGCGCGCGAACGCUCGGCGGUUUGAUCGGCGGAUUUGCUGAUUAAACUCGUCGCCGGAUGACCCGGAAGGAUCCGGUUGAAAGAGCGGGCUAAUGAGAGCCAGACCUCGGAAAAUUUCUCGCGAGAACACGACACCGCCGGAGAAAAUUACGGGCGACAAACGGGGCUACGGGCCGCUCGGAUCAGAGACUUUCGCGUGAUCGAAUUUAGGAAGGAGAGGGGCCAAUCGACGGUCCUCCACCGGCACCGUUGUUGUAAUCGGCACAGAAGUGGCACCAGGGGUGGAACAGAAGUGGAACAGACGUCGCACAGAAGCGGCACAGAAGUGGGGAUUACUCGGAGACAAACAUAAAGUUCGCGUAAUUUUUCUGCGCGAAGAUCAACGCCAGUCUGUCGCGCGGCACUCCCAGCGGACGGACACCUUCGUGGACCAACUACAACAUAGAUCGAUACGGAUCGAUCCUCCUCCUUGAAGCGUGCAGUGGCCAGGAUCCAUUCGAUCCGGUGAACCGUGGAUUUCGUUGUUCGAAGAUCGCGUAACCGCGAGUGCGACGUUCGGCAUAGUGUCUGCAUCGUGCACCGGCGCGCUGUAAAUCGCGCUGGCAAUUACGACGGGAACGCGGGAAAGGGAGACAGGUAAAUCGCGGCGAAAGAAAAGCCCGGGCCCAUUAAAGCCGGGGGGCAGAGUGUCUGAAAGCAUUCGAGGGUUGUUAUUAACUAUCCUACAGCGACGGUUCCGGCGAGGGGCGCGACGAUAACGACCGCGGUCCGGCUAAAAAGCUUCGAUGAACUUAGCGGAACACCGUCGAAACUGACCGGGAUGAUCCCGGCGAUAUAUCCGUAGGAGGAUCGUAUCCGAUAGAGGAUCUCCGGGGAAGGGUCGCGUGGAAACUUCGUCGUUGAAUCCCGAGCUGGAAAAAUCAGAGCGGUCCUCCGGCCGCUCUAGAACCCCGCCCUACGGGGUCAAAGGGGAAUCACGGAUAUUCUAAUACCUGGGCGAUCAAGAGCAACCAGUGGAUUUCGUUAGCGGUCCCGUAGGUGCCUGGUGACGAUAAAGUCGCGGGGGUGGACAAGGGUGAAGUCGUCAAAUGUUGAGCGAACGAUGAGACACUCGAGGUCGCAAGCGGGGCGGAGUGGCUCUUCAAUCGGUGGAUCGUACUCCAGGUGCAGCAAGUGUCCGAGGAAAAUGUGGCUGCUGCCAGUUCUGCUGCUCUGCUCCCUGCUGAGGACAGGGUCGGCGAUCAAAAUUUUAAGGCUGGAGGUGCCGAGCAUAGCGGAUCCGAGGUGGGACAAGGUGACGUUAAGGUGCGAGUACGAUCUGGGCGGCAAGGAAUUGUAUUCGGUGAAGUGGUACAAAGACGGGAACGAGUUCUUCAGGUUCAUGCCGAAAUCGACGCCGCCAGGCCGUGACUUCCCAGUCGACGGUAUCUACGUCGAUGUAAAUACGAGCGACAGCAAGCAAGUGACGCUGCUGGGACAGGCGAACACGCGCAAAGGUAAGGUGAACCUCGUGGGAUCGUAUGGCUGUGAGGUGUCCUCCGAGAGGCCGAACUUCCUGACAAGCUACGAGCAAGCGAACAUGAGCGUCGCCAUACAGCCGAAGGAACGACCCAGUCUCCAAGGGCUUCGACCUUCCUACGAGGCCGGCGAGAUCCUUCACGCGGAGUGCACCUCGGCGCCCAGCUAUCCUGCCGCGGUGCUUGCUUUCAUCCUAAAUGGAAAAGAGGUGAGCAAAGCGUUAACGAAGGAGCUAGCUACCGUUGGUGGGUCCAGAGACGACAGCACCCUGUCGACGAGCCGUUCUCUGUCGUUGCGUCUGGAACGACACCAUUUCCCUGGCGGCAUCUUAAGUCUGACCUGUCACUCCACCUUACCGGGAAUCAAAGGUAUCAAAGCAUUGGAGAGGACAGAAACUGCGACGCUGGCUGCCAGCAAUCAACGGCUUGCUCAGGAACCGCCCAGAUCCGGCUCCGGUUUCAACAUUCCCAUCCUAUCGACCAUGGUUUGCUGUGUGUUCGUUAUCAAAUCCGUUUCCGCCGGUAAUAUUUCAUUUCUGCAUAUAUAAUCGGCGAACAAUCGCGAUCAUCGCGAUUCGUUGUACUCCGGCGCGGAAGCGUCGUUCACGAGGCACACCUGCCGGUUUUCGCGAUGCUCGGCACCUAGACGACAGUUCUGGGGAAAAUGUUAGACAUAUUUUUUGUAUUGAUUAUUAGACCGCGGAUGUGUACAUUUUCACGCGAUCGUUUAUCGGAAUUGAGAAAAUUGUUUUGAUUUAUUUUCAUGGUAGCUCCAUCCGAUGAUCAAAGACGAUACUCUUGAUUCUUUUGUCAUAUUUGCCAGACAACGAUUCGUUUGUAAAUAUCUAAGUAUAACGAUCUUUUUGUUUCUUAGGAUAGUGCAGCCAAUUACUGUGCCCUGUCGGCGGACUUCCGGAGUUUUUGCUAGUAGAAACAGCUUUAGCAGUUUAAUUGAUAUUUUUUAAGAACUUUAAGAGACAUUUCGAAGUUCCUUUUAUCGAUAUAAAUUUUCCCAUCGCGCAAAUAUGAAGUCUCGUUUGAAUUGGAGAAAGAAACGAGACAGUUCUGCAGUCAGUUACAGCGUGCUUAUGAUCUACGAAGAUUUCUCCCUGAUUGCUUUAAAUGACUCAAGUCACUUAAAAAUUCACGAAAAAUUUCAUAUUUACGUUUUCUUUCUUUAAAAAUAUGAUACAGAUGAUUUGAGGUUAUGUAGGUCUAUCUUGUGAUAAGCGGCGCAGUAAUUGAUGCGUCGAGCAUGAAAUAGGUGCUCCAUUUGUUGCUCGAAAUUUUGUUACAGUUGUUAGAAAAUCGAAGUUUAUUUUUAUGUUCUCGAGGUUAUACAUAUACAGUGAACGAAGUUUGCAUAGAGACAUUAUUAUUUUAUAAAUAAUAGGGACUUAGUGCUCGGUUGCUAACAUUAAAGGUAAAUUGAAAAUUUAGACGGACACCUAUAUUUUUGGUAUACAAGAUAAUAAUAAUUAAUAAACAUAUAUAAAGAAAAUAACGAAAUUCGUAUAAGUGCAGACGUCUGAAGUGUUACGAAAAAACAACAAUAGUCUGCAUAGUCUCCAUCAAGUUUAAAAAAAUUGUGAAUAACGUUAACAGAUCUAUUAAUUUCUUUAG
Messenger RNA from Megalopta genalis, 3989 nucleotides. The record is from RefSeq and is a predicted model, not a curated record. Lineage: Eukaryota; Metazoa; Arthropoda; Insecta; Hymenoptera; Halictidae.